Messenger RNA from Stegostoma tigrinum, 2676 nucleotides. Its product is annotated as dehydrogenase/reductase SDR family member 4-like. Gene Ontology annotation, molecular function: carbonyl reductase (NADPH) activity. The transcript has a single exon. Bases 499 to 1251 code for a protein of 250 amino acids. NCBI's taxonomy places the organism in Eukaryota, Metazoa, Chordata, Chondrichthyes, Orectolobiformes, Stegostomatidae. The record is from RefSeq and is a predicted model, not a curated record.
UUCCGGGCCAGCGCAGGGGUGGACCAGCUUGAUUGGAAAGUGUGGCUCUUGCGCCUGUCUCUCCCUCCUGGAGACCUUGCCUGCCUGGUCGAUAUUAGCAGCACUUUCUGGUGUCCCUCCUGGAGACCUUGCCUGCCUGGUCGAUAUUAGCAGCACUUUCUGGUGUCCUCCCUGUGGACCUUGCCUGCCUGGUCGAUAUUAGCAGCACUUUCUGGUGUCCUCCCUGUGGACCUUGCCUGCCUGGUCGAUAUUAGCAGCACUUUCUGGUGUCCCUCCUGGAGACCUUGCCUGCCUGGUCGAUAUUAGCAGCACUUUCUGGUGUCCUCCCUGUGGACCUUGCCUGCCUGGUCGAUAUUAGCAGCACUUUCUGGUGUCCCUCCUGGAGACCUUGCCUGCCUGGUCGAUAUUAGCAGCACUUUCUGGUGUCCUCCCUGUGGACCUUGCCUGCCUGGUCGAUAUUAGCAGCACUUUCUGGUGUCCUCCCUGUUGCUCCAGACCAUGCUGAGUGGCAAGGUGGCUAUGGUCACUGCCUCCACCCAUGGAAUUGGGUUCGCUAUUGCCAGGCGUCUGGCACGGGACGGUGCCCAGGUCAUGAUUAGCAGCCGUAAGAAGGAAAAUGUUGACAAGGCACUGGAACAGUUGCAGGCGGAGGGUCUCUCUGUUUCUGGCAUCGUCUGCCACGUGGGCAAGAGGGAGGACCGUGAGGCACUGGUCAGCAAGACUCUGGAGCGCCACGGGGCCAUCGACAUCCUGGUGUCCAACGCCGCGGUCAACCCUUUUGCGGGGAGCACCCUUGACUGCUCGGAGACGGCCUGGGACAAAAUUUUUGAGAUUAAUGUGAAAGCACCUUUCCUCCUGGCCAAGCUGGUUGUGCCGCACAUGGAGCAACGCGGCGGUGGCUCCAUCGUGCUGGUGGGCUCCGCCGCCGGCUACCAGCCCUUUCCUGCCAUCGGGCCCUACAGCGUCAGUAAGACAGCUCUGCUGGGCCUAACCAAGGUGCUGGCCAAUGAACUGGCCCCUGCCAACAUCCGCGUCAACUGCCUGGCUCCAGGUGCCAUCAGGACCCAGUUCAGCUCGGUACUGUGGUCAGAUGACAGCUUGCGCCAGAAGCUUGAGGCAACCAUCGCCAUGCGCCGGAUCGGUGAGCCAGAUGAGUGUGCUGGCACUGUCUCCUUUCUUUGCUCGCAGGAUGCUGCAUACAUCACAGGGGAAACCAUCGUGGUGGCUGGAGGCUUUCACAGCCGUCUUUGAGCUGAUGUUCUGGCUGUGGAAAUGCUUUCCUCAACUGUCAAUCCAGUUGCCUUCCAGGAAUAUUUAUGCUACUCUAAUAUUUAUAAUCUUCUGCUUCUCUUUUUACUGACUGAUACAAAUGCAUUUUCUGUUCUCUCACGCAUCUCUCAUUUCCUUCAAUCCCUACAAUCCUCCGAGAUUCCAGAUUCCUCUUGUCUCAGCAUUUGAAUUUCUUCCUUGGUUACUGGCUGUGCCUUCAGUUGUGUAAUUUCUGCAAUUCCCUUCGCAAAACUCUUAUCCCUUGCUCUUCAAUUAACCUGCUGUGAAUAGCGUCUCAAUAUCAGCUUGAGCAGGGGCUUCAUUAAUUUUGUCUGAUAGUUUCUCAUGUGAAAUGUCGCCUGAGAUUUUACUGAUGAUAUAAGAUGAUAUAAAUAUCAUCUGUUGUGAUGUGUGAUUACAGUCUUAAAAUUUUACAGUUAGCACUUAAUUGCUGUCUGGAAUGACUGGACAAAUCAAUUGUUUCAAAUCUCUGAUCCCUUGGGCAUUCUCUGAAGUUUCGGGAAUUUGGGAAAAUCAUAACAAGUCCGUGUAUCUCCAAAACUGAGGAGGCAAGCCAUCAGAUCCUGAGCAUCUUUCAGCUCUAACAAAAACAUCACCCAUAGUCAGAUGAUUUUCAACCAUCAUGUAUUAAAAUAUUGCUUCCACUCAGUAGAGAUUAGAGAAAGAUCAAAAAACAAAGUUGCUGGAAAAGCUCAGCAGGUCUGGCAGCAUCUGAGAAUCAUAGAAUCCCUCCAGUGUGGAAAUAGGUCCUUCUGCCCAACAAGUCCACACUGUCCCUUGGAGCAUCCCACCCAGACCCAUUCCCCUAUAAGCCACUAAUCUACAGACCGCGAACACUAUGGGCAAUGUAGCAUGGCCAAUCUCCCUAACCUGCACAUCUUUGGACUGUGGGCGGAAACCGGAGCACCCGGAGGAAACCCACACAAACACAGGGAGAACAUGCAAACUCCACACUAGUCAGUCGCCUGAGGGUGGAACUGAACCUGGCUCCCUGGCGCUAUGAGGCAGCAGCGCUAACCACUGAGCCACCGUGCCGCCCCAUGAAGGAGAAACCAAAGGUAACGUUUUGAGUCCGGUGACCCUUGGGCUUCAAAAUGUUAACUCUGUUUUCUCCUUCACAGAUGCUGCCAGACCUGCUGAGCUUUUCCAGCAACUUUGUUUUUGUUCCUGAUUUACAGCAUCCGCAGUUGGUUUGGUUCUUAUUGAGAUUGGAGAAGGAAUUGAAUGAGUUUUUUAUCCAAUAAAGUAUUUUCAUAUUCAAGUGCAUUGUACAAAGUACAUCAGCCACAUGGUUUAUACCCUGUUCAAUCAAAUGUUCGAUACAGGAAUUAAUCACUUUUCUUUAAUGUUAAGACAACUAAUUUGUUAUAAAUUGAAGGAACAAUA